AUGCGGGUGGCGUUACGUCUGCUGCGCAAGCGGGAGCGCAUCCCCGCGCCGGGUAGCUCGCUCCUCAACCCACGCAGCCAGCGCGCCAAGCUGCGGAAGCUGAUGACGACGCACGCAGCACAGGAGCAUAACUUCGAGGCACAGGCGUUGUUUGCCGGUCUGGGCGGCGCUGCCUCUUCGCCGCCCGUGCGCAGCAAAAAGGGCCGCGCCGCAGCGGCGACGCACCGCGUUGGACGGGACGUGGCGGAGCGAGCAAAGUACCUCACAGACAGUGAGUGGGAAAGUGUCCCGAUGGACGAGAAGCACGCGUUUACCAAGUACAUGAGCCAACUGCUGCGGGAGCACCCCACGGAGACGACGGAGCAGCAGCGGCGCCGCUACUUUGAGACGACCAUGGUCGACACCCGUGACCUCGACCCGCAGAAGACGGUCCGGGAUGAGUACGAGCGCAUUAAGCUUGGUUUGCCUGUGCAGUUGAAGAAUCCGCAACACUCCCUUGGCGUCUCGCAGGCGGUGUACGACGCGGCGGACGCCUCGCUGUUUGACCCAGCGAACGUCCAUAAGCUGGAGAACGCCAUGACGAACAUUAAGCAGGUGUUUGCGGACUACGUCCGCAAGAAGCGGGAGGGCGUGAGCACGGAGGCGGAGCGUCGACAGCUGGCGAACAUGACGGCGGAGCUGAACCUGGAGACGCAGAAGCAUCUCGCGAACACCUUCAAGUAUGCGGAGACCCGUUUGCGCCAGGUUUCAUUGGAGGAAAAGGAGUUUCAGUUGAAGGAGGUUGAGCGACUGCGGCGCGUGGCCCAGCAAAAGAGCGGUGGCCAUCAUCGUCGUGGGAGGCAGGAUCAAAAGCCCGCACGCAUGGAGAAACUGAAGCGGAUGAUCAGCCGGGCUGUUGGGUUGGACAUGAACGUCGCGGAGACGGUUCUCACAGAGAUGCGUGCGCAGGAGGAAUUUUUGCAGUUUUGCGAGGUCUUUGCCCGUCUGACGCAAGGUGGUGGAUUUCAUCACACCUCAGAGGACGAGACGCUAAGCGCCUACGUGGAGAACCUGCGCAAGCUGUACUCCAUGAACGCGGACACCCUGAGCACGCUGGAUGUGGUGCAGUACUACGCCUCGAGGGAGGGUUCCGCACCGGUCGACUGGGCAAAGCGAUGGUACGAGAAGGCGUUGCUGCUGCCGCUGCAGAGCACACCGGAGUAUAAGCGGUUACUGGAGAUUCAGCAGCGGGAGAGGGCGGCGUUGCAGGCGAAGACCGAGCCCACUGAGGCGGGCGACGCCCUCGCGGGCGAGGCGGAGUCGGAGGUUGCCCGGGUGAAGGUGCAGAAGGUGGUAAACAUUGUGGAGAAAAUGUUUAUGAAUCCCAGCGACAAGAGGUUGGAGUCGUGGCACGAAAAGCGACUUCGGUACUUGGCGCACAUGCAGAUGGAGCGACAAAUAAAACGCGUCCGAGAAAACGCGAAACUGUUUGAGGGUGUCGAGUCUACCCCAGAGGCGGAGCAGUGCCGUGAGCUGUAUAAGCAGAUUCUCGAGCGCAGAGCAGCGUUGUGUGGGACGGCGGCGGCGGCGGCGGCAGCAGCAGGAGUAGAAGGGAGCAACACCUCCGAUUCAGCUCAGGCUGUUGUGGCUGCCGAAGCACGCGUGGAGGAUCACGAGCAGAAGUUAUUCAACGUGUACAACGAUGCGGAGGCGGCGGCCUUGUUUGAGAAGAUUCGGUCCAUCACGAAGCAGGUGAUUCGGCAGCGACGAGUAGAGAGCGCUGCGGCCGCCAAGGCGCGAAGUCUGCGGCGUAUUGUUCGAAGCCUGAAGGGAGGCGAGCAGUCCUUGGCAGAGGAGCUCCGUGCACUUCAGCGGCAGCGCAGAGACAGAGUCACACAGCGCCUUCUGGGAAUUGUGGAGAAUGAUGUGAGGACAGAGAUGGAGUGGCUAGAGAACAUGGAGGAGGCGGAGCGUCCCCCGCUGCUUCCUGUUCCGGAGGGCAUGUCGUACGUGUCUGCCGCGGAUGUGCAGGCGUGGCAGGACAUUCGCAAGGAUUGUGAGCGUAAGGCUGGGAAUCCAUUUGAGCGACAAAAGCGUGUUUUUCAACCGGAGCUGCUUGGACAGACGUGGCGUGUGCCCGACCGGCCACUGCUGUUCUGGGGCACAGGUGUGUCGGCCGUCCAGCAGGCCCUGCGACACGCCGCGGAAGACGCGGAACUAAAGCGACGUGGCGUUCCCCUUGCUCCACCGUACCCGUGCCCGGAGAAUCCAUGGGGCUGGCGCCUCGCGAAGGAUAUUUUGGACGAGGACUGA
Trypanosoma conorhini is the source of this 2292-nucleotide messenger RNA. RefSeq names its product trichohyalin. NCBI's taxonomy places the organism in Eukaryota, Euglenozoa, Kinetoplastea, Trypanosomatida, Trypanosomatidae. The record is from RefSeq and is a predicted model, not a curated record. The coding region runs from base 1 to 2292 and encodes 763 amino acids. The transcript has a single exon.